Messenger RNA from Hyla sarda, 3460 nucleotides. RefSeq names its product cytochrome P450 2G1-like. Gene Ontology annotation, cellular component: cytoplasm; intracellular membrane-bounded organelle. The coding region runs from base 301 to 1776 and encodes 491 amino acids. The record is from RefSeq and is a predicted model, not a curated record. The transcript has 9 exons. Lineage: Eukaryota; Metazoa; Chordata; Amphibia; Anura; Hylidae. Gene Ontology annotation, biological process: xenobiotic metabolic process. Gene Ontology annotation, molecular function: heme binding; iron ion binding; oxidoreductase activity, acting on paired donors, with incorporation or reduction of molecular oxygen, reduced flavin or flavoprotein as one donor, and incorporation of one atom of oxygen.
UUUACUGUAAGUUCGCUCAUCUCUAGUCAUGGGACAUGUAGGGUGUAGAAGUAGUCAUGGCUGUCCGGGCUGUAUCGAGGCCUACUCAAGCGUGAUUGACAGCUGGGUGACCACCGACAUCACCGCUCUUCACUGAAAUUUUGCGCAGGCCUAGAGACAGCGCCAUCUCUGAGCAUCUGUAGGAAUAAGAAAGAAAGACUGAAGGAUGGCGCCUCUUGUAUUACCCUUAAGUAACGAGAGCUGGGUGGGGGGCAACCCCACGGGGCUUAUAGAUGGCAGCUCACCUUAGAGAGAAAAAUAAUGCGCAUAUCACCCCAGUUAGGGUCGGGGUACCAAUGGUGCGUGUUGCUGCUAGGCUGGAGGGUUGCAGGAGAAGACAGCAGUCGUCCUGAGUGGAAUAUGUGGAAGCAGAGAAAAAGACCCUUUGGAAUUCGGCGCGGCAGACUCUUGGAGAUGGAUGGAGCGGAGCUGGGUGAGACCUAUGGAUCUGUCUACACCCUCAACAUAAUAAACCAGUGGGGGAUAGUACUGAUUGGAUACGACGCAGUGAAGGAAGCAUUAGUGGACCACAGCGAUGCCUUCAGUAAUAGGGGACCCACAGUAGCAGAAGAAUUGUUUUUUAAGGAUUUUGGGGUCAUUGCAAGCAAUGGAGAAAGGUGGAAAAUUAUUCGUCGAUUCUCUCUGGCAACUUUGAGAAAUUUUGGAAUGGGAAAGAGGAGCAUUGAAGAAAGAAUCCAAGAAGAAGCCCAGUGUCUCGGCGAGAAAUUUAUGAAGGACAAAGAUACUCCAAUUAACCCAACACAUAUAUUGCGAUUGGCUGUUUCCAAUGUCAUUUGUUCCGUUGUGUUUGGUGAAAGAUUUGACUACGAAGACCAAAGAAUCUUGACCCUCUUGUCAAACGUUAACGAUGUUACCCAGCUGUUCAACUCCCGUUCAGGGCUGCUCCUAAAUGUCAUCCCAAACAUAAUGACCUACGUUCCUGGACCUCACCAGAGGUUGUUUACAAUUAUGGACAACCUGAAACGAUUUAUUAGGGAGAUGGUGAACACCCACCGAGCCACCCUGGAUGAGAACUGCCCCCGUGACUUCAUAGAUUGCUUUCUUAUGAAGAUGGAAGAGGAACGAAAGAAUCCAAACACAGAAUUUCAUGAGAAAAACCUUGAGGCAACAAUAUUAGACUUAUUCUUCGCUGGAACAGAGACUACGAGUUUGACUCUGAGAUAUAGUUUUCUUAUACUCUUGAAAUAUCCAGAAAUACAAGAAAUGAUUCACAAAGAGAUCGACAAUGUAAUAGGCAAAGAUCGCUGUCCAUCAAUAGAAGACAAGACUAAAAUGCCCUAUACAGAAGCUGUAAUCCAUGAGAUCCAGAGAUUUGCUGAUAUUGUUCCUGGAGGAGUGCCCCAUGCUGCCAGUAAGGACACAACCUUUAGAGGAUAUCACAUACCAAAGGGCACCUUGGUAUUUCCAGUUCUGACCUCUGUCCUGAAAGACCCCAAAUAUUUUAGGAACCCACAUGAGUUUGAUCCUGGAAACUUUCUUAAUGAGAAUGGUUCCUUUAAGAAAAGUGAUGCAUUUAUGCCAUUCUCUGCAGGCAAACGCUUGUGUAUGGGAGAAGGCCUGGCUCGAAUGGAGCUCUUUCUUUUUUUUACCACUAUUCUGCAGAAGUUUACCUUGGAGCCAACCAUAGACAGAAAGGAUUUGAGCAUAAGACCAGAGCCCAACACCAAUGCCUCAAGACCUCAUUCAUAUGAGAUGAAUGUGGUCCCUCGGUUCUGAGUUGAAGAAGAACUUUUUCCAUAAAGGAAACAAAGAAAUUAUAGAACUUUGUAGGCUGCCCCACUUGUUGAAGGACAGCGUUUGAAAACAAAGACUUUUUUUCACUUUUUUCCCCAUUAAUUUUAGAUUUUUUACUGGUCAUCCCUGUAUCAAUUUAACAUGUAAGACAUAUGUGUCCACCCCUGACUUUCCUUUAGUUCAGUUAAAGUGUACUUGUACUUUAUGCGUGAUUUUGUUACAUUAACUUGUAAGAGUGGCACCAAGUAUGAUUUUGAGGAAUCACUGCUGUUAUUUAGCCCCUGGAAGCCUCUGUGCAUGGUGUACAGCUGUUUCUCAUUCUCUUAAUUUCAGAGGCGGGGCCAAAGCUGGCCAAUCAAAGGACAACACCUAGUCACAAGCCCUCCUCCUAUGUGCCAUUCUACAUCAUAGUGCUGGAGAAAGUGUAUUGGACUUAACAAGCUGGCACUGUGCUGCUGGACAAUUUACUGUACUGUAUUAUAGAUUACAUGUAGAGGAGAAAGGGGUUAUUAAUGUAGGGUGCCAUGAAAGCAGAUAGAAAAAAAACAACAUGAUCGCAACAAGGAAAGAGAUAUAUCUCAAAAGCAGCCCUGGUCUAAGCAGCGAACUAAUGAUAAUGAAGGUGACAAGCUAAGAGGAGCGAGAAGGGGACAUUACAUUCAAUAAACAGCACUGUGGACAUACUAAGAACCUAAUUGUGGGAAAUAUUUUUUUCUUUGUUAACCAGGGUUGAUAAUCUCAUUUUCUGAUGCACUUGAUCCCCCAGAUUCCUCAGUUGCUGGUCCCACUAGUUGAUGCCUCUUCAACAUCAAAUUCUUGAGAAGUCUUAUUACUAUUGACCACUCAUUUCUGGUUUUAUCUUUCCAAUAAUCCAGCCAUUCUCACAAGCACUUGUAAUUCGUUUCUCUCUCUAUGCGCCAGACAAAGCCAUCUUGUCUGCAGACUUGUCACGACUGGUCAGGGUUGCUGUGUCGGCAGUUUUAUGAAGUAUUACAGUUGCAUGCAGAUCUAUUCUACCAGAUAUGCAUGUUUUAAAAAGUGGUGCAGGGGUGCCACUUUUUCACAUGGUGUGCGGCAAAAUUGGAUAGAGUGAAAACCGUUCACAGAGAUUCACUACAGUUAAUAAAUCAAUUUUAAACUAGCUGAUUCCUCAUUUUUGAAUUUGUGAAAUGAGUUUGAAUCAUGCGUAAAUCUUAAUACACUUUUCUCACUUUAUUUGUUCCCUCUCAUCUCAGAAUAUAUUGGUGGUCACCAGACAAAUAAUUGACUUCUUUAUUAUUGUCAUAUCAUACAUAAAAAAAUACUGCUGUUUCCGACUGAUACAUUUUUUUCUUCACAUAUCAAAAACUGGAUGUUCCCCCAUAUGAGUUCUGGAGUCAGACACAUAUGUUAAGUUAGUGUCCAGAAAUUUGUAAUGUUUGACCGUACUUGGUAUGGACAAAUUGUGGCGCACGACCGGACAAAUUUACUGAAAAACAUGCACCUACAUAGUAAGUUUGUCUAAAAUUAAGUCUUGCAUGUCUGAAACACCAGCAACAGUGAAUCCAACAGUAUUAGUAAAUUUCCCACAAUGAAUUUAGGGAUAAGUAAAGAAAAGAUGCUUUUGUAUAGAAACAUUUUUUUUUUACAUCUGUAAUUGUUUUGUACAAUAAAAAUAUGAGAUUGU